Molecule: messenger RNA, 926 nt
Organism: Mixia osmundae IAM 14324
Lineage: Eukaryota; Fungi; Basidiomycota; Mixiomycetes; Mixiales; Mixiaceae
Exons: 2
Coding region: 6-827 (273 amino acids)
Biological process (GO): fungal-type cell wall organization
Cellular component (GO): plasma membrane; cell cortex of cell tip
Source: RefSeq, a predicted model, not a curated record
GCAUCAUGGCAGGCAAGCGCGGCGCGUGUGCGUCUAUCGGAAUCUUCUUUGCACUGGCCAGUGUCCUCCUCAUUAUCUUUGCAGAGAUUGGCCAAGUACGGUAUGGCACAGUCUAUCGACAUAUCCGCUUCGUCACGCUCGACACGACCGGCCUAGGCGCAGGACUCCAAGCUGCUGGCGUCACAGACAUCACCGGAUUGUAUUCUACGUCGAACGUGAGAACAGCAGACAACCAAGGCCUGCACAGAUACUACCAGUGGGGCUUCUGGAAUUACUGCUCCGACGAUGCCGGCGAGGGCGCACGGCCAGUCUAUUGUCAGUCAAGCACAGCAGGGAACAAGCUGCUGCCGCUCACGACACUCCUUUCGGAUGCACCCGCCUCGCUGACCAAUGACAUCACGACCGUCUUGCCAACAGGCACCCGUCUCACCGACGAAGGCUACCUCGGCACAACCAGCAGAGUCGCCUUUUACUUCCUCUUGAUCGGCGCCAUCUUCUCUGGCCUGUCACUCUUCACUGGCUUCCUCGCUCACCGCUUCGCCUUCUUGCUAGGCGCGAUCUUCGCCAUCGUCGCUUUCAUCUGCUUGCUCGUCGGCAGUGCAAUCUACACCGCCAUCGUCGUCGUUCUGCGCUCGGCCAUCGAUAAUCGGUCUGUCAACGGCAUCGCGCUCGGCCUUCACUUUGGAUUCGGCAACGCACUCUGGCUGUCCUGGGCCGCCACUGCUGCUUCGCUUUGCGCGAUCAUUCCAUACAUAUUCGCAUGCUGCUUCGGCGGUCGCCAUUACGAGACGAGCGAAAAGGGUAAGCUCGGGCCUCCUCCCAUCUGAACACAAGCUAAUGGGUCAAGUGACAGACUAUUACUGAUCUUCCUCGCUAGCCGUCGAUACCCCUUUUGCAUUUCACUAUGUAUCCUGUGUUGCACCCAC